This is a messenger RNA of Hipposideros armiger (great roundleaf bat), 3541 nucleotides long. RefSeq names its product solute carrier family 38 member 12 (gene SLC38A12). The transcript is spliced from 10 exons. Lineage: Eukaryota; Metazoa; Chordata; Mammalia; Chiroptera; Hipposideridae. Bases 188 to 1678 code for a protein of 496 amino acids. The record is from RefSeq and is a predicted model, not a curated record.
GGCUCCAGGCGCAAGCGCCUGCGCGCUGUGGGCGCUGGUGCGGGACAGCUGGCGCCGGCAGCCGCGGAGGGGCUGGAGCCCGCGGCGGCGGCGUCCCGAGCGUGCUGCGCUGCAGGGAGCUGCAGCAGCCGUAGCCCCCACACGGAAGGAAGCUCAGGUGCAGAAGGACCCUUCCUCACUUUUGGAAAUGGCGGGUGACAUCACAGAAGCCGGGGAUCUCUAUUCUCCCUACGUUGGACUGGUGUACAUGUUUAACCUCAUCGUGGGCACCGGCGCACUCACCAUGCCCAAGGCCUUUGCCAGUGCUGGGUGGCUUGUCAGCUUGGUCCUGCUGGUGUUCCUGGGCUUCAUGAGCUUUGUGACAACUACCUUUGUGAUGGAGGCCAUGGCAGCCGCCAAUGCUCAGCUCCAUUGGAAGAGGAUGGAAAACCACCAGGAGGAGGAAGAUGAGGACUCCUCCACAGCCUCUGACAGUGACAGCGUCAUCCAGGACAACUACGAGCGGGCAGAGAAACGGCCCAUCCUGUCUGUGCAGAGACGUGGCUCUCCGAACCUGUUUGAAAUCACAGACCGGGUAGAAAUGGGACAGAUGGCCUCCAUGUUCUUCAAUAAAGUGGGAGUCAACUUGUUCUAUUUCUGCAUCAUCAUUUACCUGUACGGGGACCUGGCCAUCUAUGCUGCCGCCGUGCCCUUCUCCCUCAUGCAGGUGUCCUGCAGCGCCACUGGCAACGACUCCUGUGGUGUGGAGGCCGACACCAAGUACAACGACACGGACCUGUGCUGGGGGCCCCUGCGCCGAGUGGACGCCUACCGCAUCUACCUGGCUGUCUUCGCUCUCCUCCUGGGACCCUUCACCUUCUUUGAUGUCCAGAAAACCAAGUACCUGCAGAUCCUGACCUCCCUGAUGAGAUGGAUCGCUUUCGCCGUCAUGAUUGUGCUGGCCCUGGUCCGCAUCGGGCGCGGGCACGGGGAGGGGCACCCGCCCCUGGCCGACUUCUCCGGGCUCCGGAACCUGUUCGGGGUGUGCGUCUACUCCUUCAUGUGCCAGCACUCCCUGCCCUCCCUCGUCACGCCCAUCUCCUCCAAGCGCCACCUCACGCGCCUGGCCUUCCUGGACUACGUGCUGAUCCUGGCCUUCUACGGCCUGCUGUCCUUCACCGCCAUCUUCUGCUUCCGCGGCGACAGCCUCCUGGACAUGUACACCCUCAACUUCGCGCGCUGCGACAUCGUGAGCGUGGCUGCCGUCCGCUUCUUCCUGGGCCUGUUCCCCGUCUUCACCAUCAGCACCAACUUCCCCAUCAUCGCCGUGACGCUGCGCAACAACUGGAAGACGCUCUUCCACCGCGAGGGGGGCACGUACCCCUGGGUGGUGGACCGAGUGGUGUUCCCCACCAUCACCCUGGUGCCCCCGGUGCUGGUAGCCUUCUGCACCCACGACCUGGAGUCGCUGGUGGGCAUCACGGGGGCCUACGCAGGCACCGGCAUCCAGUACGUCAUUCCCGCCUUCCUGGUGUACCACUGCCGCAAGGACACCCAGCUGACCUUCGGCCACGGGACCGUCAACAAGCACAGGUCCCCUUUCCGCCACACCUUCUGGGUGGGCUUUGUGCUGCUCUGGGCCUUCUCCUGCUUCUUCUUCGUCACCGCCAACAUCGUCCUCAGCGAGACCAAGCUCUGAUGGCAGGACGUGUCUGCUGACAAGCGGGGUAGGGGCCUCAACCUGGCCCCGCUCGGCCCUCUCCGCCUGCAGAGCCGAAAUCUAGUUUGCCUCCCAGGUCUUCAUGAGGCGGGCGUGACCCAGGCUCUUGGAAGGGACCCUGCACAUCUCUAGCUGGGGACCCUCUCCCCGUCCUGGCUUUCCCACAGCCUGCACCUCACCUCACUCGCCAGGGCAACCCCAGCUGAGCCGCACAGCUGGGCAUGCCACUGCUCCCAGAUUCCAGGACUGGUUACUGGAAUCGACCCCCCUGACUCACACACGUGCCCCACCACCCUCACCACCAGAGGUGGGCUCCUCUCCCUGCACGGUGGUGACGCAGUGCUGGCACUGCCACUAUUUAUUCCAGGCACCAUGUCCCCCUCCUCCCUUCCAGACCCCUCCCUGGUCCCGGCCUGGGAAAUCUCCACUAGAAGCUGCUGCCUCCUCAGAAUGAAUCCCGGGCCCUCGCCCUCCUCCCCACCAGGCCCCACCUUCUCUCCAGGCUGGGCAUCGCCAAGUGCCACUCUUAGGGGAGGUCCUGGCCAGCCUGAUGACAAGAGCAGGAGGUGCUAAUCGGUACCAGGGUCCCCCGAGCAGAGCUGUGAGGGCCCUGCUGUGGGUGCCAGCCCCUGUUCCAGGCCCCUGAGCCCGGGAUGACUCGAGCAGCCCUUCCACGGGGCACAGCAGCUCGUGCACUGGUUUAAAGCCCGGAACUCGUAACCCCUGAAAGGGGUCCUGUGCCCUGCUGACUGCCCCACUGGGUCUCUUGGGGCCUCCUGCAGAGCAGGGCACGGUGUAGAAGGGCCACUACAAGAGAGCUGCCCCCACCCUCCACCAUAGUGACUUGGGAGAGCCCUGGGCAUGUAGCGGUGAGAGGGCUUGGUGGUUCCCACCCUGUAAGAGGGCAGACCUGCUCCUUUUCCCCGCUCCAACACUAAAGGUGGCUCCCUUUCGAGCCAGGCUCAGUGUCCACACACUCCGUGUCCCUUGGGCGCCGUGUGGUGAGAUAGGGCACCGGCCAGCAUUCCCGUGGAGGGAAGGUCGGGUUCCCAUCACCUCGUCAGCUCUCCAGUGGUCCCCUCCCCCUCAUAAUCAUGCACCUGCGGGGCCCGCCGUCCUCGGAAACACACAUGACUGAUGAACUGCAUUUUCUAUGUGCCUUCUGCUUCAGGACCUGGGGUCCUUCCUGACCCUCCCUGGCUGCCCCCAGCCCUGGGCCUGGUCCCACCUGUCCUAGAGCCCAGAGCAGCUUGGCUGGGAGCUGCAUCUCUGGCCGCUUGAUUUCAGUGCCUUGCUCAGCCCUUUUAGGGAACCUCUGUAGCCUCGCCCUGCAUCGCACCAGCUUCGUACCUUGAACAGAGCGACAGCACUGGGCCUCCUGGGGCCCACAGUGGUCUCUGGAGGGCAGAGGGGCACGUGAGAUUUGCAGGAACAUGGGGAGUCCACAGGCAACACUACCCCCCCACCUUUGGCCCCUAGCAGCCCCAGCCUUUGAGAACCCCAUAUCACAAUUGGCUGCGAUCUGCUUUCUCUCUGUUGCCACACAUUGUCGCUUCUCACAGCUUGUCCCCAAGUAUCAUCAUUUUCCAUUCACCUGAAAAAUAAGACGCCCCUUCCCCAUCUGCCAUUGUAGCUUCUUUCCAGGGGGCCCUGCCCCGAGGUGGGUGGGGCAGGAAGGCUCUGGGGUGGCCAGGCCCCCUGUGACUCAGGCCCUCCCUGGAGCUGCCCCCACUGUUUGCUGAAAACUCAAAACAUUUAUACUUACCCUUCUCCAAUUAUGUUCCCUUUUGCUUAAGGACAAAUCAAAUUAAAUCAUCCUGUUGCCCCAGGCUCCAAACCAAA